Molecule: messenger RNA, 1151 nt
Organism: Nanorana parkeri
Lineage: Eukaryota; Metazoa; Chordata; Amphibia; Anura; Dicroglossidae
Gene: UPP2
Product: uridine phosphorylase 2
Exons: 7
Coding region: 56-1012 (318 amino acids)
Biological process (GO): uridine catabolic process; nucleotide catabolic process
Cellular component (GO): cytosol; cytoplasm
Molecular function (GO): uridine phosphorylase activity
Source: RefSeq, a predicted model, not a curated record
AGGCACUUUAAGGCAGAAUACUGCAGAAGGAGCAAGGCGGCUCUGGAGAUAAGUGAUGGCUCCAAUCAUAGUAGAUAGCAGCACUUCCAACUUGCCUGAGAGGGACAAUUAUGAAAACAGCAAUGGCUUUGUGCAUGUUAAAAACCCCCAUUUGGACCUGUUACCUGAGGACAUUCUCUACCACUUUGACCUGGGAACAAAGACCCAUGACCUCCCCCUGAUGUUUGGAGAUGUCAAGUUUGUGUGUGUCGGUGGCAGCCCGAACAGGAUGAGGGAAUAUGCAAGAUUCAUGCACAAGGAGCUGGGCCUGGAAGGAGAUGGGAAUAACAUCACAGAUAUAUGUGCCGGGACAGACAGAUACAGCAUGUACAAAUCUGGACCUGUGCUUUCUAUAAGUCAUGGCAUGGGUAUCCCUUCCAUCUCCAUCAUGCUACAUGAGCUCAUUAAGCUACUGCAUCACGCCAAAUGUCGGGAUGUCACAAUAAUCCGUAUCGGGACAUCUGGGGGAAUCGGCGUUACACCCGGGACUGUAGUAAUCACAGACAUUGCUGUGGAUGCCUUCUUCAGGCCGCAAUUUGAGCAGGCGAUUUUAGAUAAAGUGGUGGUCAGGAACACUGAGCUCCACCAGGAACUGGCAGAAAAUAUUCUCUGUUGCAGCGAUAAGAUCAACGACUUCCCAACUAUUAUUGGACACACCAUGUGCACAUAUGACUUUUAUGAAGGUCAGGGGAGAUUGGAUGGGGCGCUGUGUUCAUUUUCUAAAGAAGAAAAAUGCGAGUAUCUGCAAAAUGCGUAUAGCGCCGGCGUCCGAAACAUCGAGAUGGAAUCUUCAGUCUUUGCCGCCAUGUGCCAUUUAUGUGGGCUUAAAGCCGCAGUGGUCUGCGUGGCUCUACUUGACAGGCUACAGGGAGAUCAGAUCACGGAGAGUCAUGCUGUUCUAGCCGAGUACCAGAGGCGACCUCAGAAGCUGAUUGCAAAGUUCAUCAAGAAGCAGCUAAACUUGUGCACAUAGCUGUAGCUGUGCCCGAUUCUAGACCACUCUCGGGCUCAUUACAUAUAUUGUACCUGUGAUGGGCUUAACUUGUAUAUAUUGUACAUAUUCUGAAAGAAAUGACUAUAUUGCACAGCUCUUCUCUGCUCUCCAAUGAAUG